Messenger RNA from Rana temporaria (common frog), 603 nucleotides. RefSeq names its product vicilin-like seed storage protein At2g18540. The coding region runs from base 1 to 603 and encodes 200 amino acids. NCBI's taxonomy places the organism in Eukaryota, Metazoa, Chordata, Amphibia, Anura, Ranidae. The record is from RefSeq and is a predicted model, not a curated record. The transcript has 2 exons.
AUGGAGGAGAUCAAUGCAGGUAAGGAAGAAAAAAACAACCAGAAACGCAGAAAAACGCAGAGAAACACAGAGAAACGCAGAGAAGCGCAGAGAAACGCGGAGAAACGCAGAGAAGCGCAGAGAAACGCGGAGAAACGCAGAAAAAAGCAGAGAAACGCAGAGAAACGCAGAGAAGCGCAGAGAAACGCAGAGAAACGCAGAGAAGCACGGAGAAACGCAGAGAAACGCAGAGAAACGUGGAGAAACGCGGAGAAACGCAGAGAAACGUGGAGAAAUGCAGAGAAAAGCAGAGAAACGCAGAGAAACGUGGAGAAACGCAGAAAAAAGCAGAGAAACGCAGAGAAACGCAGAGAAGCGCAGAGAAACGCAGAGAAACGCAGAGAAACGUGGAGAAACGCGGAGAAACGCAGAGAAACGCGGAGAAACGCAGAGAAACGUGGAGAAACGCGGAGAAACGCAGAGAAACGCGGAGAAACGCAGAGAAACGUGGAGAAAUGCAGAGAAAAGCAUAGGCAGAGAAACGCAGAGAAGCGCAGAGAAACGCAGAGAAGCACGGAGAAACGCAGAGAAACGCAGCUCCCCAGUGAAAUGAAUGGGAAGUAG